AACUCCCACUGUCUCCCAUAUAUCACCUUAAGCUCGGUUCACCAACCGGCCACGCAAGUAUCAACUCUGCAAUAUUUUCCAAUCCUAUCCAGUCGAGCCCACGUCCCCGCCCAAUAUGCCCCCCCGGAAGGACAAAAACCAUCCCCCGCCUCCGGCAAAUCCUCCCUCAACCCCGUUGCCAACGUCCAGGACAAACAAGCAGCCGUCUCCGCCCGGGGCACCUCAAAAGUCAACUUCGUCGCCGCAGAAUAUCGGCUCCCUUCCCAUCCAAAGGGGGGGUACACCGACAUCGUCCUCAAACCAACCCGCAGGGCCAACCACGCCCAGGGCAAACAAGCAGCCGUCGCCGCCCGGGGCACCUCAAAAGCCAACUUCGUCGCCGCAGCAUGCCGUUUCUCUGCCCAUCCGACAGCCAAAUACACCUACAUCAUCCUCAAACCAACCCGCGAGGCCAAUCACGCCCGUUUUGCAGGGGUCUCAGACCCAGAGCGGCACUCCACGCACCCCAAAGCCCACCGGAACACCCCCUAGGCCGGCCUCUGGGUCUGCAACGCCGAAGCCCGGGCCGACGCCGGCCCGGCGAACACCCCCCUCCACCACUGAGCAGUCACCGUCUCAACAGUCUCAACAACCUCCAUCCAGGGCACUGUUCCCGUCACCGCACCUGCACCAGUCCACUGCGGUGACCGUCCUCCAAGGGUUGACAGCGGCACUUCCUCAGUUCAAGAUGGCCAACGACUAUGAGGCGAGCUUGGGCAAUCAUGAAUCUAGUGCGAUCGUCGAGGUCACCGGACCACCACGGUUUUGGACUGAGGUACCCGCUCACCACUACGAGUCGGUGGCCAACUUGUACCUCAAAGGACCUGGCGUCAUGGACAAGUUGAAGCUGCACCACUGCCCUUCUCUGGAUCCGACCUUCCGUGUUAGGAGGGAGGCCGAUGUGGUGACCUACGCCGCUACCCACCUCACUCACACCGUCAACACGGCAAUCGACAGCGUCUUCCCCAACGCUGUGGAAUCGGUAUCCGAGGUGGAGGUUAAUAAGUCCCGCCCUGAUUAUAUCUGGAGAGCAGCAGGAUCCACGGGUGCGAGCGAGACAUUUGCGAUGCUAGAAAUGAAAAUCACGGGCAGAGUCGACCCAGGCGUCUUCCGCCGCGCCACUGAGACCCGCGCACAUGCGGCCGAUCGAGAAGGAGAAUCGCAGGAGACAUUUUUCGCCUACCUUAAUGGCGAGGACUACAGGGCGAUCAAACAAAUCACGAGCUACGUACACAGCCACGACUUCAACACACGAUACGCCGCCUUGUUUGACGGUGUCUACCUCUUUCUCGGCGUCUUCUCUGAGGGGACGAGCCGCACCCCGUUGCUCAAAGGAACGCUACUGCCUUGCCAUGGAACUGAGGGGUGCCAUGCCCGAAAGGCCCUCCUUGGUUGGUUGAUCCAAGCCAAGAUGGACAAAAAGAAUGGCCGCAACAAUUUUGUUCAGCGCGUGCCGCUGAAACUGCCACCCCGUGGCCACGCUCAUCGCGAAGAGUGAUGAGGCCCACCGCAUCGCACCAUGGACCCGUCGCCCGGGGUUACUUUUCCUUUUGUCGUUUUGUUGUUUUGUCCCCCUGUCUUUUCCUUUUUCUUUUUGUCUGUCCGUCUGUCUGUCUUUUCCUUUUUGUCGUUUUGUUGUUUUGCCCCCCUGUCUUUUCCUUUUUCCUUUUGUCUGUC
Messenger RNA from Chaetomium fimeti, 1716 nucleotides. RefSeq lists its product as uncharacterized. NCBI's taxonomy places the organism in Eukaryota, Fungi, Ascomycota, Sordariomycetes, Sordariales, Chaetomiaceae. Bases 116 to 1537 code for a protein of 473 amino acids. The transcript has a single exon. The record is from RefSeq and is a predicted model, not a curated record.